UUAGUCCCCUAAAAUAAUAAGGAGAGAGGCAAAAGGAUGAAGACAAACAGUUAUGUUCCCGUCUUCUUCUUCUGCCUUCUCCUUCACAUUUUCCCUACAGCUAAAUCCCAGAAACCGCUCGCACCUGCUUUGUACGCUUUCGGAGACUCCCUUCUGGAUGCUGGCAACAACAAUUAUCUGCCUACUUCUGCCAAAGCCAAUUUUCUACCCUAUGGUAUUAAUUUCCCUAAUGGACCCACUGGCCGAUUCACCAAUGGCAAAACCUCUGCAGAUAUCUUAGCUGAAUACCUUGGGCUACCAUUCCCCCCUGCAUAUCUGAGUCUUUCGGAAGAUCAAAAGAUGGCAACCAAAACUGGUAUGAAUUAUGCAUCUGGGUCAUCUGGCAUCCUUGCCGGUACGGGAAAGAUUAUGGGGGAUAACUUGGAGUUGGAUAAACAGAUGGAGCUUUUCCAGGAUACUGUGAAGAAUUACUUGCCAAAGCAAUUCAGUAACGUGCAACAGCUUUCCCAAUACUUGUCCAAGUCUAUUUUCAUGAUCAGUGCAGGCAGCAAUGACUUUAUACUCAAUUUUUCUUCUCAAUAUACACGCAAUGGUAUCUCAGUACCAAAAGUUACUCCCGAAGCCUUUUCUGAGAAACUCAAAGUUACACUCUCAGAACAUUUGCAGAGGCUAUACGAAUUGGGGGCUAGGAAGUUUAUAAUAAGCGAGGUCGGCCCCCUCGGAUGCAUCCCGGCGGUGAUCAAAACCGUGAAACCUAUAGGUUCAUCGGGUUCGUGUACUGAAGACAUAAAUGAGUGGGCCAACAUUUUCAACCAGAAGGUCGGUGCAUUGGUAAAAGAGUUGAGUGCCAAUCUGCCGGGGUCGAUGUUCGUUAACAUGAGAGUGAACUCAUUAGCACUCAAUAUACAUGACAAGCCGGCAGUAUACGGGAUUAGAGAAGUAAGUGAGCCAUGUUGUGCAGGGGCACUCAACGGAAUUCUGCUCUGCCCUCCCUUGUCACCGGCGUGCCUCCUCCCGCAAACACACUACUUCUUCGAUCCCGUCCACCCAAGCCAGACCGUGAACACCGUAAUCAUCAGACAAUGCUUCAAUGGUUCAACCAUAUGUCUUCCAAACGUUCAACAGCUGUUGCAAGCCUAA
Messenger RNA from Nelumbo nucifera (sacred lotus), 1140 nucleotides. Its product is annotated as GDSL esterase/lipase 7-like. The record is from RefSeq and is a predicted model, not a curated record. Gene Ontology annotation, molecular function: lipase activity. NCBI's taxonomy places the organism in Eukaryota, Viridiplantae, Streptophyta, Magnoliopsida, Proteales, Nelumbonaceae. Gene Ontology annotation, biological process: lipid metabolic process.